CUCUCCUGGAGCGCACCGAGACGAACGCGUGAAGAAUGAAUGAACUUUAAAUCUGCCUCACAACUUUCACCGUCUCUCUCUCCCUCUCUGUCUUUCCCCUUCUUUCUCUCGGUUUCCCUCCUCCUCCUCCGCUUCUCUCUGCCCCACACGCUGAAAGGAGAUCUCGACAAUGGAUUUACUGCGAUCCGGAUCCUGUUGUCAAUGAUCAGAUCUUCGGUCUUUUUGCGGAUGCUCGUUUUAAACAGCGGCAGUCGAGAUGAUGGCAUCAAUAGGAGAAUUCGACCCUCUCAACACCAGAGUCCCUGCAACUAAAAUAGAAGUUACAGUGUCCUGCCGGAGUCUACUGGAUGUGGAUACGUUCUCCAAAUCAGAUCCUGUGGUCGUGUUGUAUUUGCAGGGUGUGGGGACUAAAGAAUGGAGGGAGUUUGGCAGAACGGAGGUAAUCGAUAACACUCGGAAUCCAGAUUUUGUCCGAAAGUUCGUCCUGGAUUUCUUCUUUGAGGAGAAACAGAAUCUGAGGUUUGACGUGUACAAUGUGGACUCCAGAAGCUGCAACAUUUCCAAACACAAGGACUUCCUGGGUCAGACCUUCUGCACCCUGGGAGAAAUCAUCGGCUCCACAGGAGGACGGCUGGAGAAGACCCUGUCUGGGAUUCCAGGAAAGAAGUGUGGAGUCAUUAUCUUUGCUGCAGAGGAGCUCAGUAACUGCAGGGAUAUUGCCACCAUGCAGCUGUGUGCCAACAAGCUGGACAAGAAGGACUUUUUCGGCAAAUCAGAUCCCUUCCUGGUUUUCUAUCGGAGUAAUGAGGACGGAACGUUCACCAUCUGCCACAAAACAGAGGUGAUCAAGAACACACUGAAUCCAGUGUGGCAGUCCUUCACCAUCCCUGUUAGAGCUCUCUGCAACGGAGACUACGACAGGACUGUGAAGGUGGAUGUCUAUGACUGGGAUCGAGAUGGAAGCCAUGACUUCAUUGGUGAGUUCACCACCAGCUACAGAGAGCUGUCUCGGGGGCAGAACCAGUUCAACGUGUACGAGGUUUUAAACCCAAAGAAGAAAGGCAAAAAGAAGAAGUAUGUAAAUUCUGGGACUGUAACUCUGCUGUCCUUCAAAGUGGAGUCCGAGUAUACCUUUGUGGAUUUCAUCCGAGGCGGGACACAACUGAACUUCACCGUGGCUAUCGACUUCACAGCAUCCAAUGGUAACCCCUCCCAGCCCACCUCUCUCCACUAUAUGAGCCCCUACCAGAUGAAUGCAUACGCCAUGGCUCUGAAAGCAGUGGGAGAGAUUAUCCAGGACUACGACAGUGACAAGCUCUUCCCCGCCUAUGGUUUCGGAGCUAAGCUGCCCCCUGAUGGCAAAAUCUCCCACGCCUUCCCACUGGCUGGUGACAACGAGAACGCAAGCUGUGUGGGGAUAGAAGGAGUUCUGGAGGCUUAUUUCCAGAGCCUGAGGACAGUGCAGCUGUACGGACCCACGAACUUUGCACCAGUUAUCAACAAAGUUGCAAACUGUGCAGCAGAGAUUACAGACGGCUCUCAGUACUUCGUCCUGUUGAUGAUCACAGAUGGAGUGAUAUCUGACAUGGUCCAGACCAAAGAGGCUGUGGUCAACGCAGCAUCGCUCCCUCUGUCCAUCAUUAUCGUGGGCGUUGGACCAGCUGAGUUUGACGCAAUGGAGGAGCUGGAUGGAGAUGAGGUGCGGGUUUCCUCCAGAGGGCGUUUUGCAGAGAGGGACAUCGUUCAGUUUGUUCCAUUCAGAGACUACAUUGACAGAUCUGGCAACCAAGUCCUCAGCAUGGCCCGACUGGCUAAAGACGUCCUUGCCGAGAUCCCCGACCAGCUGCUGUCUUUUAUGAAGAGCCGAGGAAUUGAACCGCGACCAGCCCUCUCUUCCUCACCGCUACCGGAGCUCCACCGACAUAUCUGACACCCCAACACUUCAAUUCACAGCCACUCAUCGCUGCUUGUCUCUUUUGCCCUCUCUGCUCAUUCAUGCUCAGCUCUCCCACAGUUAUUUGUCACUUAAAAGGAGCAGCAGGAUCGACCUGUGACUUGCCCUCCUACUCUCUUAUCGUUGUAAAAGCUAAACAGGCGCAUCACACCGACACAGUGGGUGCUCAUCCCUGACUCACCCUUUGCUCUUCCUCUUGAACUCACCCUGUUACACUUCACAUUUACUGUGUGGAAGAACAGUGAGGCAGAACCAUGACUGUCCCCUUCCUCCUUUCUGAUACCAUUCAGAGACAGGUGACUUUCUGAAUCCCUCUCACACACCACACACACACCUUCCUGUACGUUUUUGUCCAGACCAUGUGUUGACACUGGUCACAUUUGGCAUGAGUCCCAGGAAGUGUCAGACACAAGAUUAAAUUGAGCUUAGUCCCCACAUAAACCCUGGAUGAGCUGUGUACAGCAGCUUGUAUCAGGUGCUUUGGGGGUGAUUUUGGCCAAAUUCUGACUAUUUUAGAGUAAUUGGUCACCGUGUGGACAGGUGUUUGUGACUUAUACUUCAGUACCGUCAUUAUCCUCGGGCUGUGCCAAAUCUCUUGAAACUGAAAUAGAGGCUGCCAACAUUUACUUCAAUCCUAAAGCACUCAAACUGAGAGAAGUGACUUCCCCAGAGGAUUUAGAGGAUUGGAGGGAGGGUAGAGGGAGAGAAAAGCCUGAGGUGAUAGGGACAAGUGCAUGCGGGGGGUUUAAAGCAAUGAAAGUUAGUUUUUGUAGUUUUUGAAGUUGAUUUGGUUUGCUCAUAUAUAAAGUAAACAGUUGGAGCUGCUGCAGUGACUGUGACUGUGACAGCUCAUGAAGACGAAGACGGUAGUUUCAAAGUUGUUCUAACUGAGCAAAUAGGAAGCAUCCUGGUAGGUAACCCACUAAACAUUGUUUUCUAUUCCAACCAAAUUGUGUCUUUUGUCAUCUUAAAUUUAAAUAGUUGGAGGAAAUAAAGCUAAACAAGUAAAUGCAGGGAAAAAAUGUACGGAGAGCAAAAGCAUGCAGAACCCAAGAUUUCCCCACUCCCAUCUUUUCUUAUCUGAAGAUGAUUUAUUUAUCUCUACAAACAGAUAUCCUCGAUCAAGAGCGCAUAACAAACCCUUCUUGAUCAAAAAAUUCAACUUGAGCACCAAUCCUGCUCCACUCUCUGCCUUGAAUCAGUUCAGAUUUUCUGACUUUCUGGAAUACAUCAGAAUUUAUCAAUCUGACCUCAAUUCAACUAAUAAGAGUUUUUUUUUGCUCUUCUCUUCUAAUCUUUACUUUCCAGAAAUGUUCAUCGUGAUGUUAUUUCAGCAAAAUUAAGACCUAUUAAUUGUUAGUCAGGUGUUUUUUGUUGAGUUCAAAGCAAGCCAGAGUGAAGACAGGAAGUCUCUACUAGAUGUUGUUUAACAAUAACUUCUGGCAACACUGAAAUGAUUGAAAAGGUGGCAUCCUGUCCGAGAGACACAUGCUGCUUAUAGUCAUCAGACCAUGAUAGACGAUGGUAGCUUAAAACAUGGUGUCCAUUGCAGGAGUCUCAAAAUACAAUAUAUUAAAAACUGCCCUGACUUCACUUCAAGACUGAUUGGCCAGAUUUCUCUUUUUGUAAGCUUAAACAAUUUUAAUAUUAUCAAUUCAUGGUUAAAUGAUUCAUACAUGAAAGGUUCAAGGCAGGUUACAAACUCAUGUCGGACUGAUGCAGCUCCUAAUGAAAAAUUACACCUAUUCUGAGUCAUCACUCAGUCAAAUCUCAAACCACAAACAUGAAACACAUAUUUUUAGAUCCAGUUUCUCAGAGUAUUAUUAUUUCCAUCAUCAUAAAUUAAUACAAAUUGGCUCAUUAAUCAACUAAGCUACCUGAUAAAUUAGUAAAGAAGGGACAUUUCAGAGAGACUUUCUGAGUUUCUGAUGUAGACGUCAUGCAGAGAGCAGAAGACAAGUGUUGGCAGGUCUCGUGUUGGGUUUCUGUUCAUCAUUAUCAUUCACAGACCUUCACACACACACAUGUGCACUUCUUCAAACACACACCUCUCCCUGCCAUGACACACCCACCCUCUCUUUUCCCAGCAUGAAGCUGAUGCUGGGUGCCGAUUCCCCUCCUGCUGUCAGAGAAAUGCCAGUCUCUCUCUCUCUCUCCUGCUGCCCUGCAGAGAAGAGGAGGAGAAAGGAAGGAAGGAAGAUGAGAAGAAAGGGAGGGAGGGAAGAGUAAAUGAAAGAGGGGUGAAGGUGGAGAAAAAGGGGGAGGAGGGGGGUGGGAAGAAAACAAUCAAAGACAAGGCCAGAAGAGAGUGAAGGAAAAAGACAGAGAUGGACAAGGACACAAUGAAGAUGGGGACUGUCAGGAGGAAAGAAAAAUGAGUGACAGCUGCAGAUGAGAGUUCGAGAAAUCAACAGAGAGGAAGGCUGCAGCUCUGUCUUUAGUUUCUAUGCCUGAUACGACUUUGUAUGUAUAUUUUUUUCUUGCAAAACAAAGAAUGAUACAUGCACAUUCUUCAAAAAGCAAUAUAUACCUGACUCCCUGUGUGAUGUCUCCCCUAUGCAUGCCCCCCCUCUUGCUCUCUCUGUCCUCGUCCCCUGCCAUGACUUGACAUUUCAGUCCCAGGCAGACUAUAGAGCUGUAUAAAGUGGGCAAAACCUGCCACCUAGUGUUCAUCAUGUGUACAGCAGGGUAUCUUUUAAUAUGCAUGACCACUGUACAUUCAUAUAGCUCACUUAACAGAUGCAUGACCUGAUGCAACGGUCCUUACUGGAUUCAGGCAUCUGAAAAUAUAAAGUUAUGUGUUGAUUAUAAAGAAAAUUGCUGCCCUCCUGUUCUGUUGAAGUCAGCGUGAUGAUAGUCGUUCAGAGGGGUGUUGAAGCUGUUUUACGUGUCGUGUAAGUACUCUUGUUGUUUUUUAUAAACUUGUUUUUGCAUGUUGAGGAAUAAAUGUGUUGCAUUGUUCAGCUGGUUAUUGUUACUGUAACUGUUAAAAGAAUCAGAUACUCACACUGACGAUUAUAUCCUGAGGUAAUAUGCAUUUCUCUUGUGUCACUGAACCUGUUGUUUGUAGAUUUCCUGUUGUGUUUGCACCGUGUCUUCAGAAGUAGAUAUAUUUAAUAAGGGUGAACUUAUCAACCAAGAGACGUAUUUUUGAUAUUUUGCAAUGAUAAGGCCUGUUUCCAGGCUCAUACAAUAAACAGAAAUGUGAGGUCGUUGACAUCAGAGGUAUAUAAAAAGGAUUAUGAGGACACUUAAAGAAUGUAGUCUGAUUUUUGUACAAGAAGAGCUUUUAGUCUUCUUUUGUUUGUCUCUUAUCUUUGUCUUAGGGCUGUGUAAAUGUGUCAUAGUAUUUAAUAAAAUUAUAAUGGAUUAGGA
Messenger RNA from Notolabrus celidotus (New Zealand spotty), 5329 nucleotides. RefSeq names its product copine-9-like. Lineage: Eukaryota; Metazoa; Chordata; Actinopteri; Labriformes; Labridae. Bases 257 to 1930 code for a protein of 557 amino acids. Gene Ontology annotation, molecular function: calcium-dependent phospholipid binding. The transcript is spliced from 21 exons. Gene Ontology annotation, biological process: cellular response to calcium ion. Gene Ontology annotation, cellular component: plasma membrane. The record is from RefSeq and is a predicted model, not a curated record.